Molecule: messenger RNA, 2453 nt
Organism: Erigeron canadensis
Lineage: Eukaryota; Viridiplantae; Streptophyta; Magnoliopsida; Asterales; Asteraceae
Product: LEAF RUST 10 DISEASE-RESISTANCE LOCUS RECEPTOR-LIKE PROTEIN KINASE-like 1.4
Exons: 4
Coding region: 110-2227 (705 amino acids)
Biological process (GO): protein phosphorylation
Molecular function (GO): polysaccharide binding; protein kinase activity; ATP binding
Source: RefSeq, a predicted model, not a curated record
UCAUGUCUCCCAAUUCAAUAUUUUUAUAAUUCCUUCCUAGUUAUUCAUUCAUUCAUUUAUCCAUCUUUCAAAUAAUCUAUCUAGCUAGAUCAACUACGUACAAUAUAUAAUGAAACCACAUCACCACCCUAGCCACACCGCCCUCUUCGCCAUAACCGUGAUCAUCCUAGCUUCUAUGCUACGAUUUCAAUCCGUCUGGUGCCAGGCGGAUGCUCAGCCAUACGAAGAUUGUGACAAGGAGAUCGAGUGUGGAAAUGUGAAACUUGAGUACCCGUUUUGGGGGUUAGACCGCCCUGCUCAUUGUGGUCACCUCGGUUUCCAAGUAACUUGCCAAUCUGAUGUGCCCAUACUCGUUCACCAAUCAGUAAACUAUCGUGUCCUUAACGCAGAUAGCACCACAAAAAGGGUCACAGUCGCUAGAAAUGAUUUAUGGGACACCUUAUGCCCUCAAUACCUAUACAACACCACCUACGACACAAGUCUCUUCAACGAGAAUAAUUUUCGUCAAGAGAACGUGUCUCUUUUCUACGGAUGCAAUACUAGAUUACCCGGUCCAUCUGAGACGGGUUUUAGAUUUCCUUGUAUUGUUAAUCAAACCGAAAGUGAGAAUUAUUUCAUCAAAACUAGCUCCAUUAUCCCUGCCUUGCUCGAUAUGUUGGUUCAAUGUAACAGUUCCAUCACCGUACCUGUCAACGAAUCUUCGGCUGACAGAUUAGGAUUAGGCACUGCUACAACGGAUGAUUUGAAGGAGGCUUUGAAGGCUGGUUUCAAUCUAGGGUGGACAGCAAAUAACAACGAGUGUGAUCAGUGUCUUCAAACUCAGGGUCGAUGUGGGUCAAACGUGACUUCCCCCGAGUUGUUUGCUUGCCACUGUUCUAGUGGGUCUUUUUCGCGAACUUGUAAUAAUCGGAGCGCAAGUGAAGGUAGUUCAAAGAAUAACUCUCUAACUAUAGUCCUUCCUAUCGUUGGAGUAGUUAUCGCUUGCAUUGUCCUCGGAUGUGGAAUCUUAGUUUGCAGACGAAGAAGGAAAAGGCGCGAGAUGAAAGAAGCUUCCCCUUCUGCCCAAAACGAGACGAAAGCCAUCCUGACUAAGGUUUCGAGUUCUAAGUUCGACUCAAGCAUUCCCUCAUACCCAACAUCCAAAACACUCAAAAUAUCUACAGAAUAUACAAAAAGCUCUUAUUUUGGAGCCCAAGUUUUUUCUUAUGAAGAGCUAGAAGUUGCUACUGACAACUUCAAUGAUUCACGAGAACUUGGAGAUGGUGGUUUCGGAACUGUUUACUACGGUAAGCUUCUUGAUGGCCGAGAAGUUGCUGUGAAACGUUUAUACGAAAACAAUUUUAAACGAGUGGAGCAAUUCAUGAACGAAGUCCAAAUCUUGUCAAAGUUAGAACAUGAAAAUUUGGUGAAGUUAUAUGGUUGUACCUCAAAACGAAGUAAAGAGCUAGUUCUAGUUUAUGAAUACAUUCCCAAUGGGACAGUAGCAGAUCAUCUUCAUGGAAAACUAGCAAACUCAGGCUCAGAUUUGUUUUCAUGGUCUGUACGGCUCAACAUUGCCAUAGAAACAGCCGAGGCACUGGCUUAUCUUCACAAAUCAGACAUUAUUCACCGAGAUGUGAAAACCAAUAACAUUUUAUUAGAUAAGAGUUUCAAAGUCAAAGUGGCUGAUUUUGGGUUGUCAAGAUUGUUCCCAGACAAUGCUACACAUGUCUCGACCGCCCCACAAGGUACUCCGGGCUAUGUUGACCCUGAAUACUAUCAAUGUUAUCAUUUGACAGAUAAGAGUGAUGUUUAUAGCUUCGGGGUGGUUUUGAUUGAACUCAUUUCUUCUUUACAAGCCGUUGACACCAAUAGACAUAGGCAUGACAUAAACUUGGCUAAUAUGGCUGUGACCAAGAUUCAAAACCAUUCGUUAGAUGAAUUGGUUGACAAGAGUAUUGGGUUCGAGACAAACGGUUUGGUGAGGAGGAUGACCACCUUGGUGGCAGAGCUGGCUUUCCGGUGCUUGCAACAAGAGAAGGAUAUGAGGCCGACGAUGAAAGAAGUUGUAGAAAUUUUAAGAGGGAUUCAGGAUGAUCAGUUGAAUGCUCAAAAACCAGAAGUGCUUGAUAUUGUGGUGGACGAUGGCGGCCUGUCAAAUGAUCAUAGCACACAACCAUCAUCCUCGGAUUCUGGGGUUACUAACAAACAAGUAGGCAGCUCUGCACCAAAUUCUUCUGAUGGCUGAUCGAGCUCUCUUGUAGCGUGCUUCAUGGACUUAUUUCCUAUUAGGACAUGUACUGUUUUGUGAAAUUGUGAUACCAGAACACAUUAGGAGAUCUAUAGGGAAUGUAAAUAGUAAAAUUUUAGAGUUACCAGGAUCAUAAUCCUCUGUUUUCAGGACGUUUCUUUGAUUGUGGAGUUCAUUAUUAUAUGUAAUUCAUUCAUACAUAUUUUUUUAAUACAUUUGUAGU